Molecule: messenger RNA, 602 nt
Organism: Mesitornis unicolor (brown roatelo)
Lineage: Eukaryota; Metazoa; Chordata; Aves; Mesitornithiformes; Mesitornithidae
Product: flocculation protein FLO11-like
Exons: 3
Source: RefSeq, a predicted model, not a curated record
CAGCGCUGUGGUUCCCCAGCUCCAUCUCCAUCAUCUCCAGUGUCCCCAUUACCUCCAUCUCCAUCGUCCCCACCUCCAUCAUCCCCAUCAUCGCCAUCCCCACCACCUCCACCUCCACCACCUCCACCAUUUCCACUGUCCCCACCAUCUUCAUCACCCCCACCAUCUCCAUCAUCCCCAUCUCCAUAAUCUCCAGUGUCCCCGUUAUCUCUACCUCCAUCAUCCCCAUAAUCUCCAGUGUCCCUACCAUCUCCAUCAUCCCCAUCAUCGCCAUCCCCACCACCUCCAUCAUCUCCAGUGCCCCCAUUAUCUCUACCUCCAUCAUCCCCAUCAUCCCCAUCAUCCCCAUGCUCCCAUUGUCCUCAUUCCCAUCACACCCAACUCCAUCAUCUCCAGUGACCCCAUUACCUGUACCUCCAUCAUCCCCAUCAUCCCCAUCAUCUCCACUUUCCAUCAUGACCACCUCCAUCAUCUCCAGUGCCCCCAUCAGCUCUACCUCCAUCAUCCCCAUCAUCCCCAGUGUCCCCACCAUCUCCAUCUGCAUCAACUCCAGUGUUCCCAUCGUCCUCAUUCCCAUCGACCCCAUCUCCAUCAUCCCCAUU